Owenia fusiformis is the source of this 3454-nucleotide messenger RNA. Lineage: Eukaryota; Metazoa; Annelida; Polychaeta; Sabellida; Oweniidae. The record is from the annotation of a GenBank genome assembly.
AAGGGGCAGGACAUAGUAAGGUAUUUUGGUGUUAUCACGCCGAUGUAGGGUCGCUAGAACGGGGAUAAACAGAUACAAGAGCAAUUCAGUGUCGUUUCAAAGCUAUUUAGAAACUAUAGGACAUUAUAUAGGUGAGCUGAUACCGUUCGACAUUCCAAAAGCGGACCACCGUCAGACUGCUGUGUUUAUAUUGACAUGUGCGACCUAAUGUUCAUGCAACUUAAUAGGCGUGAAAGGCAAGCAAUUAGGACCUAACAUAUCAUGGAUCACUUUCAAACGAGAAUACAUCAGAGCAUAUAAGAGCCAGUGUAUCAACACCAGCUUCGGACACUCUUGGCCAGGCGGAUUUCUCAAUUUUAGGACACACGAACGAGAUUCAGUUUACACUUCCGCAAAAGGCUACUCGACAAUAACACGAGUUUAAUCUACCUACACCCGCGAUUGUCAUGGAUGAUGUUUUUAAUGGAACUCGAACAACAAGCACAUGAAUAUAUAAGCUGAUAUAUGUUUCUAGAUAAACAGCAAAAAACGCAUAUUUUCAGCAUGGGAUCUGAUUAUGUCUAUGAAAAACAGCUGUAACUGAAUUUCCAAUAUACUACGUCAAGUAAAAUAGUUUAAUAUAUUCUUAAACUUCUAAACUGGACUAAAAAAAUACAUGAAGUUGUUAGGUAUGAGAGGACUCUGAAUUGUUCUAUCUAGUAUAACAGUUAUACAAGACCAGUAAUGAAGGAAAAAUCUAAAAAUGCUGCACGGACGAGGAGGGAGAAGGAGAAUUCCGAAUUCUACGAGUUGGCAAAAAUGCUUCCUCUGCCAUCAGCAAUCACGGGACAGCUUGACAAAGCAUCUAUCAUAAGACUGUCUACAAGUUAUCUAAAAAUGAGAGCUGUGUUUCCUGAUGGAUUGGGGGACGCAUGGGGCAAGCAUCCUGUAGCCAGGGACCCAAGGGAGAAGGAAUUGGGUUCUCAUUUACUCCAGACAUUAGAUGGGUUCAUCUUCGUCGUCGCACCAGAUGGAAAAAUUAUGUACAUAUCAGAGACAGCAUCUGUCCAUCUAGGACUAUCUCAGGUUGAGCUAACGGGUAACAGUAUAUAUGAAUACAUUCAUCCAGCAGACCACGAUGAGAUGACAGCUCUCCUUACCGUCCACCAGACCUUCCAUACGCAUGUACUACAAGAUAUAGAGAUUGACAGAUCAUUCUUCAUAAGAAUGAAAUGUGUUCUGGCGAAGAGAAACGCUGGACUGACGUCAGGAGGUUACAAGGUGAUCCACUGUAGCGGGUAUCUGAAAAUCAAGCAAUAUACCAUGGAUAUGGCACCAUUCGAUGGCUGUUACCAGAACGUUGGCCUAGUUGCCGUGGGGCAUUCCCUGCCACCCAGUGCAAUCACUGAGAUUAAAAUGCAUAGAAAUAUGUUCAUGUUCAGAGCAAGUUUGGAUCUCAAAUUAAUCUUUCUAGAUGCAAGGGUGGCAGCAUUGACGGGAUACGAGCCUCAGGAUCUCAUCGAGAAAACACUUUACCAUUACAUUCACGCCUGUGAUAUCAUGCCAAUGCGAUACGCACAUCAUAUGUUACUAGUCAAGGGUCAGGUUACCACAAAGUACUAUCGUUUUCUUGCAAAAGAUGGCGGCUGGGUCUGGAUGCAGAGCUAUGCAACGAUCGUCCACAACAGUCGUUCUUCGAGGCCUCAUUGUAUAGUCAGCGUCAACUACGUGUUGAGUGAGAUCGAGGGUAAACAUCUCCAGCUACAACUAGAACAGACUUUAAUCAAAGAAGAAUCUCCAUUUGUUGAACACAGAAGUUCUAAAAAGAAAUCUAAAAAGUCCAGAUAUUCACCGUACAAUCCUCCAACGACUCAAGCGACAUCUAGUGAAACUACUGUCGUUGAGCGCGCACCAGAGGCCACUCCUUAUGAAUAUACGCCCGAGUCUCACCCUCACGUGACUGGAUAUCCUCCAAUAGGAUACACACAUCCUACAGACAGUAUGGGAACGUAUAGCGCGUUAUAUCAUCCGGCGUAUUCUCAUACGGGUAUGUACCCAGAUGGCGCAGCUGGUGUAUAUCCCUACGCAGCUCAGCGGUUGUUAGAUGAACGGAAUUCAUAUAAGGGAACGUAUGAUCCGGAAAAAUUCUACCCAGGGGCAAGAGACGCUUCUGCCGUAUAUCCCCCGUAUGUUCAAACGCAAACCCAAAGCUCACCAAAUGGCGACGGAAGGGAAACAACUUAUGGACAAACGACUUACGAUUGUGCCCAACCAGGUCAAUGUAGCAGGAGUAGCAGCCGGGAUGCUAGUUACCCUAGCAACGCCCCACUAAGCCAUAAUUACACAAAUCCUUAUAGUAACCAUAGCAAUCGAUCGGAAGGCUCUACUUCCGAACUAGAAGGGGCUACGGAUGAAAGACUACAUCUACGCAAUGAUAGACAACAUAAUAAUAACAUAUUAGAGACAUCAUCUCACAGGCUACACAAAGACAAAACUUUCAAAACUUCAGACACAGUCACGAACAAUCAGGUUGAACAAGCUAGUAAAGACAAUACUGGGCAGCCGUCUGUGAUUAUGAGGCGACCAACAGUGACCCCUGGUGAGAAAACGGAGAGUUCAGUGUCCACAUAUCACUCUCCAACUAGACUGAAAUCUAUACCAGAUGGCAGCACUAAUGCCCCUAAGUCAACAAGUAGUCCCCAUUCGUCGCAAAGUUGUAUAUCACUAGGGGGAAGCUAUCUUACUGCGCAAAAAUCGGUUGAUUUAAGACUAACGGAAAAAAGUGUAGCCCAAGAGGCUUAUGCAAGUUGUCUGAAGAGUCAAUGUAGUUACGAUUAUAGUCAGUCAGCGAGUUAUCAUCCAAGUAACUUACAGACCCAGAGACCCUACUCCAUGAUGGCUCAGCCAGGGUACACUAGUGUAAUAGUAGAUGCCCACGAGUACCAUAUAGCAAAUGGAUAUGUUCACUGACGUACAUGAUACAUUAAUAAUAUAUGGGAGACAUCUUUAAGUAAUAAUUAGGGUUAUUUCACAAACUGGGUAACGUACAUUUUCCGGGUUCACUGACAAUAAAAAGCUUUGUUUCAACAUUAGGUCUGAUUUCAGUCAUGGGAUUUUAAAAAUUGCCCAAUGUGUUCAAAAUUUCAGUUACUGCACUGAAUUGUCUCGAAAUAUUACCAUAAUUGUAAUAUGGAAUAAAAGGACCAGGCUAUUUGGACGGUGACUACGGCACGUAUAAUCACGCAAUUAAUUCCAUUAAAGUGAAUCAAAGUUUGUCUUCUAUCAUGUACGUUUGUGAAUAAAACUUGCCUCAACCGAAUAUAUCUUGCAAGAAGAUCCCGAUAUGUGUUUUCGCAAUUAAUUAUGUUCAAAUAAUUUAACCAUUGUACGAGUAUGUUGAAGCUUUUAUUUAGGUCGACAUUGAAAAUGGCAGUCGAGUAAAAUAAUUUGAUUUAGAUUUCAAUGUUUUACGUUU